UACCCCCUCCUCCACCUCUCCCUGUUUCCACCCGACCUCCUCCUCCACUUCCCAGUGAUCUCCCAACUUUAUCUCUACCCCCUCCACCACCUCUCCCUGUCUCCACCCGACCUCCUCCUCCUCCCUACUCCUAUGCUGUCAGGCAGACCUCAUAUUGUGCUCUGGCUUCCACAGUACUAUCCAGCUUUGAUCCUCCGCCAACCUUCCCACCACCUCUCCCAUCACUCAAAUUAUCUGACAUGCCUGACUUACCUCCUCCACCACCUCCACCUCCUCCACCUCCUCUCCCUGCUCUCCCAGAAUCAUCCUCUUCCAUUCUCCCAAUGACUCCAGGCAUAUCACUGAGGCCCUAUUCUCUACUGAUCACUGCCCAAGCAUUGCAGCAUGUCAAGCUUCGCUCAGUCAAGAACCAGGAAGUACUGCAAGACAAACAAGACCCCGCUGACAUCCAAAUGCACACCGAAGUUAGCGUGUCCAUAACUAACAGCAACCAAAGGGAAGAGACUCCGCUGGACUGUGAUGUAUUGAAUGAGGUGUUUCUUGACAGCCUGGCUAACAUUGAUACAAGGAUGUCAGUACCAGGAGCAAAACAUGCUGUCUGUAAUGUUGCCAGCAAUGAGGCAAGUCCAUUAAUAGCUAACAGCAGUACACAAGUCAGUACUGAAGUGAAACAGCCAGAACAUCAUUGCAAAGACCCAAUAACAAGUGAGAGUGGCAAUGUCAUUACAGAAUCAGGUGAACCUAAGCUUCAAAGACUGCAAAACAGCUUGGCUAACCAGAAAGACGAUGGCAUUAAACGUAACAAAGAAGUGACACAAAAUACCCAAUCCAAUGGGCAGAGUAAAGAUUUUGACAUGCAUCCUCCUCUGGCAAAUGUCAACGUCUCCAGUCCUGAGAGCCCAUGGGUAAAAAUGUGUCCAGAUGAUGACAAGACAUAUCAAAUUAACAUUAGUAGCCCGGCUCUCCCAUCAGAACAGCAUUCUUUAGAAGACGACUUUGCCGAGCAUAUGGAGAGAUUGAGAGAAAACGAGAACAAGAUAAAUGAAUAUGAUAGAAAUGAACAAAAUAAAUCUGAUGUAAUGAAUCAGACUGAUGUGAUAAAGAAUAAGAGAGAUGUUCAGUUAAGUAGCCCAAGGAAGCUCUGCUCCCCAGAGAAACCUGUUCCACCUAAGAAGCCUGAUCUUGGCAUACUGGGUCUCACAAGCUCCCCAAAAACCAGAGGGGGACCAGGACGGCCAAAGAGCCCUAGGGAAAUCACAGAGUCUCCACCUAUACUUAACACUUCAGAUUCCUUUAACUCACAGUUGUUUACAUGUUCAACUAGCAACAUGCCACCGCCAAAGCACUUGACAAACGGCUCUGACCAAACAGAAACACCCGGAUGCUCCAACUCACCUGCCAGUUCCCUUCAACAGCUGAAGCCACAGUUUUUACACAAGAAGCCUGAUCUUUUGUUGACCACUCCCAAAGUGGCAGAAUCUGUUUUUGCAUCUGAAAACACUGGAUCUAUAGCGACUGCAGCGACCAGCGAUCGUUUUAAAACCCAGACCCCAAUGGAAACCAGAAAUACCUUAGAAGCUAUGGGAAAGUUGAGGUCUGGUAAUACUUUCAACAAUGCCUGCAAGUCUCAACUGAUCAGUAUCUAUGACACCAAUUGCUCUUCGGGGUUAAUGGGGAUGGGUCCCUCAGGAAUCCAUGAAAUAACUCCUACCUGGACAGAAGGAAUCCAAACUGGGGUUCCUGGUCCCUGUUUUGGUCUGAUCAUUGGGAAUAAGCAACAGGAUGAUGAGAUAACCAAUCAUAGGAGGAUUAUGAAGUCUUCGCUUGCUGAAGAGGAAGAAACUGACGAGCAGGACAGAGAGGAAGACAAGGGGAGGAAGAAAACAGUCAUGAUGGUGAUGACUUCUUCCAACAAAAAGGGGAAAUUAAGGAGGAAGAGGAGGAAGAGGCGUCUGGGCAGACAGUUGUUGAUGAUGUCACCAAAAACAGAGCCCGCUCCCUCAUCAUCAUCAUCUUCAUCAUCCUCAUCCUCUUCUUCAUCAUCUUCAUCAUCUUCAUCAUCAGAAGAUGAAAAAGAUGUGACAAAGGAAAACGGCAUCAGGCGGAUGAAAAUCAAAGAGUCCAAUCAAGAGACAAGCGACUCUGAAAGCUCCUACACUCUGAUUGGUCAGAGCAGGUUUUCACUCAGCAGCUUGCUAUCAACAGAGAGCCUGCGGGGGGAGCUGUCACUGCCAGACCUCCUGAUAAAGGAACCAGAUGAAGAGGAGGAGGAACCAGGAAAGGAAGGGCACCGGCAGACGGGUGAUGAGGUCAAGGAGACGAGCGGAUCUUCAGAUGACGAUGUGUUUGUCAACGUUUCGGCGGAUCAGAUGUUGGUCUCUGGCCGGCCCCGAACCACAGAGGAUCUGUUCACCAUCAUCCACAGUGCAGUCUGGGAAGGCACAGCCUGAACACGUUGGUAACCAGGUCGCAGAUCAAAGCGUAAAAUGCUUGGACGAAGAGACUUGGGAGAAGAGACGCAGUGUGUCCCCUCCUCCUCCUCAUCCUCCUCAUCCACCUCUUCCCCCCCGGAGACGCCCACUGAUGCCCCGUCCUGCCUGACCCGAGCAGCAGGCUGCAGGAAUCCCCGGUCGGCCAGAAGCGAGAGCUUCAAGGCUCUCCUGCUGAGGAAGGGCAGCCGAGUCACGUCAUCCUCCAGAAUCUCGGCGGUGGAGCGUCUUUGUGUCGGUCAGCUUCCGCCUCCUGGCGCUGACCGCCAGAAGACGCCUCCUGACCAGCUCACAGCUGGAAGCUCCUCCCCUGCAGCGGGCGAGCCCAGCCCCCUGCUGACCAUGAACCUCCCUCCUCUGUCUCCCUGCACGCUCUCCGUGACCUUCGGUUGGAGGCGCCGGGAUCCGAAGUACAGCCAGCUCCUUCUCACGCCCUCCUCUUCCUCGCCCUUCCUGCUCCUCUCCUCCUCCCACCUGCGGCACCGGUCCCUCGCUCCUCCCUGCUCCAGCAGCCGGCGGUUGGCCGCCCGCUGCCGCCUCUUUGCCGCCCCCAUGACGGCCAUCUUGGAGGCGGAGGACGAGGAGGAAGCUGGGGAGGUUUUCCUUGAGUCCAAUCUGGUGCCGGCCUUCUUAACGGAGACGUUUCCAGAAAAAACUGUCUGAAAUGUGCCGAUCUGCCACAGAAAUCUGGACCCGACUUAAUAUCUCCAGAACCCAAGCUCAUUGUGCGCUUUUAUUUUGUUACCCUCGUUUAGGUUGUUGACUGUUUUUGCACUUUACUGUUAAUGUUUUUGUAACCAAACUCUGGAGGAUAUUGUAACUUUAACUGAAAACUGACUGGUGUCCAUCUCAUAAAGUAUUUGUUUUCCUUGAAAUUAUGUAAUUAUUAUCAAAGUAGGACUAAUAACCGAGUUAUAAACGAAAGCUUUCCAUUAAAGUCGUGUCUAGCUGCAUAUAACGAGUGUU
This is a messenger RNA of Fundulus heteroclitus (mummichog), 3455 nucleotides long. RefSeq names its product Nance-Horan syndrome protein-like. The transcript is spliced from 4 exons. Gene Ontology annotation, biological process: cell differentiation. Bases 240 to 2450 code for a protein of 736 amino acids. NCBI's taxonomy places the organism in Eukaryota, Metazoa, Chordata, Actinopteri, Cyprinodontiformes, Fundulidae. The record is from RefSeq and is a predicted model, not a curated record.